Molecule: messenger RNA, 354 nt
Organism: Rosa chinensis
Lineage: Eukaryota; Viridiplantae; Streptophyta; Magnoliopsida; Rosales; Rosaceae
Exons: 4
Coding region: 16-339 (107 amino acids)
Source: RefSeq, a predicted model, not a curated record
CGACUACAGCCAUACAUGGAGUUCUGUAUACCGUUGCCGGCAAAUUCCAACCGCUGCCUCAAGAUAUUUAUCGCUAUGAUUGUAUUAGCUUGUACUGUUGCAGAUUGGAGGGAACCUUUCAGUCUACCGAGAGGGUGGCUUUUGUGGGCUGGGAUUGGUCUUGUUGGUGCUGUAGUUGCUGUGGCAUUGACAGGGGCUGCCACGUCCUUUUUCAGUGGGCAAACCCCAGAAAGAGAGAAACUGUCAUCUUGUGGCUUUCCGAAGAUCAAAGCUUUUGGGAUGAUAUUGAGGAUGGGCGAAGGCCUUUGGGUCCUUUUGGCUUACAACAGUGGGCGGUAAAGGAUCGGAAAUGGU